AUGUCGCUGCCCAAAGCCCUGGAGCGAAUGCACUUGGGGCAACGAAGCAUAAUAGUUCCACAACCUCAGCUUGGCGAAGAAGCGCCCGCGAAGGUCUUCAGUGCAUUGGCGCAACAGAAGCACUCUCUCCAACAGCUGCAGUACUCAGACAAGAACUUUGCAAUGGACCAAAAUGAUGACCUGCCAGAAGGUUGUAGAGGCUUCGCUGAGUUCCCACAGCUACGAAGCAUUGUACUGGAUGGAAAACACAAUCAUUUCAUCACGAGUGCGCUCAUGGACCAGCACAGAACGGCUCCUAGCCUGACCUCCUUGACAGUCAAGGGACGGCCUAGCUCCCGGAACAGAUGGACAUCCAUGUCUAUCUCCGACAAAGACACAAGAUGGCCAGCCGCCGCUGUCGCGGCUUCACGAACGCUAUCGGAGCUGACGAUGGUGAUGGAGAAGGAUUACCUUACGGGAAGGUAUACGAGGAUUCGAGCUGACGAUUGCGAUGCUCUGAUGCGAGCGGGCCAGACGUACAAAAGCAGAGGCAUCUUGCUUCGUGUCUACGUGCUUAGGUCGAGAGGGGCUGUCGAACCGAUUUUGUAUGAUGAGAAAGAACCGCUCGAGGAGUUGAUUUAUUGUUCGGAGGAGGGACCGUCGGCUGCUUUUGCUCAAGUCAUGAAGCGGUUUGCUGAAGAGGUUCCUGGGUGA
Messenger RNA from Saxophila tyrrhenica, 693 nucleotides. RefSeq lists its product as uncharacterized. The record is from RefSeq and is a predicted model, not a curated record. The coding region runs from base 1 to 693 and encodes 230 amino acids. Lineage: Eukaryota; Fungi; Ascomycota; Dothideomycetes; Mycosphaerellales; Extremaceae. The transcript has 3 exons.